Spizellomyces punctatus DAOM BR117 is the source of this 2706-nucleotide messenger RNA. Its product is annotated as CK1/CK1/CK1-G protein kinase. The record is from RefSeq and is a predicted model, not a curated record. Bases 184 to 2319 code for a protein of 711 amino acids. Gene Ontology annotation, cellular component: nucleus; cytoplasm. Lineage: Eukaryota; Fungi; Chytridiomycota; Chytridiomycetes; Spizellomycetales; Spizellomycetaceae. The transcript is spliced from 3 exons. Gene Ontology annotation, molecular function: protein serine/threonine kinase activity; ATP binding. Gene Ontology annotation, biological process: signal transduction; endocytosis; peptidyl-serine phosphorylation.
UUCUCUCCUUCCUUCACCUGUCGGGUCUGUUGCUCUUGGGGUUUAGAGCUUGUAUUUUUUUAUUUCUUUUUUUUGGGCUUUCGCCAUCCGUCAUCGUCGUCGUCGUCGUUUGUUACUGUCAUUGUUAUUCGGCUGUGUUGGGCCGGUUAACGGAAUAGUUGGGGGCUUGUUUUUUGAUAGUGCAUGCUUUUUCCUCUUUUCAAGAAAGCUACCAAGGUUUCUUCUUCCGACGCUACCACUGCCACUGCUACUACCAGCGCCAAAGGUCCUAUCAACAGAGUCUCGCACUCCUUGUUUUCGCUUGCACGCCAACAGUCCUUUGCAAGCGUCAACGAGUCCCAGUGCUUCCAAGAGGUCUACGUCAAGGAAGCGGCUCGCCUGGUCAACGAGAGCCGCGACUAUUUCGCCAACGAAGAGGGCGAAGAAGACUCUAUCCCCGCCCUUGUCCCCGUCCAUCAAAGGGGGACCAACGGUACCGGACGCAAGCGUCACGGACCAAAGGACGCUCGCCGCGCAGCCCACAAGAGCGCCGAGCGCGUCAAGGCCAGGUUUCACCGCCUGGUCUUAGCCCUUGCGACACCUAUUACGUCGCUGGCCGCCCCACCCGCCGAACCCACCAUGCCUGCCCCCAACGCACAAGGCGCACCCGGCUCCAACGCCGCAGCUCCAAAUGCGUCCCCCCAGGCCACCCAAGCCCGCCACGAUAGCGCCAACCGCCAUCGCCACCACCAUUCCCAGGGUAGCGCCAAGAUCGGCUACUCUACGGGGCCAACUAUCGUUGGCGGGCACUUUAAGGUUGGGAAGAAGAUUGGAGAAGGAUCCUUUGGGAUCAUUUACGAAGGUGUGAACCUCAAGACCAACACACCUGUCGCGAUAAAGUUCGAGCCCCGGAAGGCCGAAACCCCACAGCUGCGCGACGAGUACCGCACCUACAAGAUCCUGUCGGGGUGCGCGGGGAUCCCGUCGUGCUACUACUUUGGCCAGGAAGGGCUCCACAGUGUCCUGGUCAUUGACCUCCUCGGGCCAAGUUUGGAGGACGUGUUCGAUUUAUGCGGCCGCAAGUUCAGUGUCAAGACGGUCUGCAUGUUGGCGAAGCGGAUGAUCAGGUUGGUGCAGGUAGUCCAUGAGCACAACCUGGUGUACCGCGACAUCAAGCCGGACAACUUCCUCAUCGGGAGGAUCCCCCGAUACAACGAGAAGGUCACGACGGAUCCGGAGAGUGCGGAUCCAUACAGCAUCGUAGAGAACCACUCGUUGGAGAGCCCGUCGCCGGCGUCGCAAAUAUACCUCGUCGACUUUGGUAUGGUCAAGCAGUACCGGGAUCCGAGGACUGGUGUCCACAUUCCCUUCCGCGAGAAGAAGAGUCUCUCGGGUACGGCGAGGUAUAUGUCCAUCCACACCCACCUUGGCAGAGAGCAAGGGCGGCGCGACGACAUGGAGGCUCUCGGCCAUGUGUUCUUCUACCUGUUGAACGGGCACCUCCCAUGGCAAGGACUCAAGGCCACGUCAAACAGACAAAAGUAUGAACGAAUCGGGGAGGUCAAACAAGCCGUCAGGAUUGACGAUCUUGGGCGACCCAACCCCGAGGAGUUCUGCUUUUACCUCGAGUACGCCAGAUCAAUGGCGUUUGACGAAGAGCCCAACUAUGACGGGGCCUGCGAGAUGAUUGACCAGGUGAUGAAGAAGAACAACCUGGUCGAUGACGGGGUGUUCGACUGGAUGGAGGUGCUGGACGAGCAGCGGGAGGCCAAGAGAGAGCGGGAGGAACGCCGGCUCCGGAUGACAGAAGAGGAGCGGCGCGACGAUGAUCGCCGGGAGAGGGAGGAGAGGUUGGAGAGGGAGAGGGAGGAGCGGUACGAGCAGGAGCGGCGAAGGCUCGAGUACGAGAGGGAGGUGUUGUGGCGGAGUCCCAAGCUGCGGGAGCAGAUGGGAUCGUACUUUUCGUCAUCGCCAGCGGGGUCGACGGGAGUACCACCAGCAAAACCCCACAACAGCCUCCAGCCAAUCCAGGGGGGUUCCCAGGUCCAAAAGUCUGGGUCCGCGCUCCAUGCUCGAGGCGGCCUGCGGGAGCAAGGCCAAGGGGCGAGUCGGGGAGAGGGGUCAGGGACGGGGCAGCGGGCGUCGGCAGCGGAGGUGCCUGAGACCGGGGCGGCGGUGAAGGCAGAGGCGGCACCGCAGGCGGUGGCAGCACCUGCGGGGGGCACGCAGACUCAAGGGGGAGGGGAAGCGCAGGGGCGGCAGGCGGUGGAUGGGCGAAAGUCGCGGCGGCGGUGGUGGCACAAGAUGUUUGUGUGGUGUGGGAUUGGGGGGAGCAAGUAAAGGGGCCGUGCGGCGACGGGGGUUGAGGGCGUUGGCGGUUGGGGGCGACUUGCGGUGGAGGGUCCUUGAGCGGUGUGGAUUAGACGGCGACGGGGGAGACCGAGCAGCGAACGGAAUGAAAGAACGAAAAGAAAAAAAGAAAAGCGUGUAAUAAAGACGGGGCAAGAACUGUUCAUUUUUUUCUUUUUGGGAAAGCCUUACUCGACAACGGGGGUUGAGUUGAGGUUCCUCAAAAAAGAGAAAACCUUGUAAUAUUCCGCACCGACGGAAAAAGUCAAACUUGGGGGGGCGACUUGAGAAAAAAGGAAUUAGUAGGGAAAGUUAAUGGUGUUCCCUGAAUAUAUCAAUUAUUAUUUUUUUUUUCCUUUCUUAAUGAUAUGGACCUCG